AUGGCUAGCCGAACAAAUAUCGCCCGCUUGACGAGGCAAACUGUCUUGCGAUCUGUCCACAACGUGCAGAAGCCUCUUGUAUCGUCACGCGCCUAUUCCGCGCUUGCCUUGACCUCGCAGAGAGCUCUUUUGCGUCCUCAACGACCAGUGCAAUUCGCCAGAGUUCAAUCGCCCGAAUUCAAAUCUCUUUUGGACAGGCAACAAACCCGUCACUAUGCGGACACAAUUGUCAAGGUGCCUGAGAUGGCCGAAUCUAUUACAGAAGGUACAUUGAAGCAAUUCUCGAAACAGGUUGGCGAUUUCGUGGAACGCGAUGAGGAGAUCGCGACAAUUGAAACCGACAAGAUCGACGUCGCUGUCAACGCUCCCGAAUCUGGCACUAUCAAGGAACUCCUCGUCAGCGAAGAAGAUACCGUUACCGUCGGCCAGGCCAUAGUAAAACUCGAGCCCGGCUCCGGCGGCGGAGCUGCUGAGAAACCCAAGGACGAGCCUGCCCCGUCCAAGCCAGAGACCAAGGAACCCACUCCUUCGAAAGCUGAGCCUCUCAAGGAAAAGCAACCCGAGAAGCCAAAACCCAAGCCUACGGAAUCCAAAAAGGAAGCCCAGCCUAGCACAACCGCCCAGACUGGCGGCCGUGAAGAACGACGUGUCAAAAUGAACCGCAUGCGACUCCGUAUCGCCGAGCGUCUCAAGCAAUCCCAGAACACCGCUGCUUCCCUCACCACAUUCAAUGAAGUCGACAUGUCCUCGCUCAUGGAACUCCGCAAGCUCUACAAGGAUGACGUCCUGAAGAAGACCGGCGUCAAGCUCGGCUUCAUGUCCGCAUUCUCUCGCGCUUGCGUUCUUGCUAUGAAGGACUUGCCUGCCGUCAAUGCUUCUAUCGAAGGACCUAACGGAGGUGACACCAUUGUCUACCGUGACUACGUCGACAUCAGCGUUGCUGUUGCUACCGAGAAGGGUCUCGUUACCCCUGUUGUGCGCAACGCGGAGAGUAUGGACUUGGUUGGAAUUGAGAAGGCUAUUGCCGAUCUCGGAAAGAAGGCUCGUGACAACAAGUUGACCAUUGAGGAUAUGGCCGGUGGUACUUUCACCAUCAGCAACGGUGGUGUUUUCGGUUCAUUGAUGGGUACUCCCAUCAUCAACUUGCCCCAGACAGCUGUCCUCGGUCUCCACGCUAUCAAGGAACGAGCAGUCGUUGUCAAUGGCAAGGUCGAAGUCCGCCCUAUGAUGUACCUCGCUCUCACCUACGACCACCGUCUUCUCGAUGGCCGUGAAGCCGUCACCUUCCUUGUCAAGGUCAAGGAAUACAUCGAAGACCCCCGCCGCAUGCUCUUGGGUUGA
Molecule: messenger RNA, 1341 nt
Organism: Talaromyces amestolkiae
Lineage: Eukaryota; Fungi; Ascomycota; Eurotiomycetes; Eurotiales; Trichocomaceae
Exons: 11
Coding region: 1-1341 (446 amino acids)
Biological process (GO): tricarboxylic acid cycle
Cellular component (GO): oxoglutarate dehydrogenase complex
Molecular function (GO): dihydrolipoyllysine-residue succinyltransferase activity
Source: RefSeq, a predicted model, not a curated record